GUCUUAUCCUGCCUGUGAUUGAGCUUCAUUGCAGAGAGGGAAAAGAAGGUGAUGAGACUCGCGUGCUGUGCGGUCCGCCCUCACACCGGAAAAGAAAGCGUGGGCGCGACAAGAAAGAGAGCUCCACUAGUAAGUCAGAAAUCCCUCUUCCUCCGACCCUUUACAGCAACACCUUUCCCUUCGCUUCGCUGUCACCGGAUCGUGAACGGACUCGACUCCCAUGCAUCAUCGGUAGGCCAUAGUGGAAGAGAUGCAGUCUGGAGACGAAGCCAUCCCACCGACGGUCCCGCGGCCUCCUUCCCCAGAGGACGGCGAGGGAGCCGCAUCGAAAGGUCUGACGAUGGGCUUGGAAGAAGACACAUGUAGGAUCUGUCGGAGCGGCGCAGAGGAGGGUGAACCGCUGUAUCACCCGUGCAAGUGCAGUGGCUCGAUUGCCAAGGUGCACCAGGACUGCCUCAUCGAGUGGCUACAGCACAGCAAAAAGAAGUCAUGCGAGCUGUGCAACACGGAGCUACAGUUUCACAAGGUCUACUCUCCCUCGAUGCCGGCGAAGCUCCCGCCGUACCUCUACCUCAAGCGGCUCGGUGUCCAGUCCCUCCUCGCUCUCCGCCUCUCGGUCCGCGCUGUGCUCGUCGUCUUUGCCUGGUUGGCCCUCUUGCCAUUGGGCAACAUCUACAUCUGGCGCCUUCACUUCUGGGCCGUCGAUGUCCUUGUGGCCACCCUAGUGGGGAACUUCUCGCCCCUCAGGCUCGCCAACUCGACGGCGACGAACUCUUCGAUGUCCCGACUCAACGAGACAGCGACAGCAACAGCGUCGAUCAGCGCCAACGCCAGCACCAGCGAGCCGGUCCUCUCGCCCAACGACACUAUAACCAGCAUCUCGCACCACUCCCUUUCACCUUCUACAUUGCUGGAGCGAGCAGCUUUCAGGAUCUUCGCGAGCGUGGAUUUCGAGCGUCUUUUCAACACCCUGGCCCACGACACCUACCAAGGGCAAGUCCUGACGUGUGUCGUCGUCGUGGUGUUUGUCGCCGUCUUUCUCCUCCGCGAGUGGUGCCUGCAAAACGUCCCGCAAGCCGUCGAAGGGCUCGAGGAUGCCGGCGAUGCACCGGUGGCCGCCGCGGCCGACGCCCCCGGUCAGCGCGAGGUCGACAGAGGGCCGGAUCUGAUGGGUCCGGAGCAGAGAAGGCGCCUCGAGAUUAGGCAGGAGGCCCUCGACAGGCAGCUCGAGGAGAUCAGGCAGCGCGCAGACAUGACCAUUGCGCGCGAGCAGGCGCAUGCAGAGGCAGAGGCAGAGGCAGAGGCAGAGGCAGAGGCAGAAGCAAGUGGAGAAGCCGCUGACUCGCAAGCCGACCCGGCAGCGGUCGCCUCGGAAGAAACACCAUCGGCGAAUUCAACGCAAUACGAGCGCACGGGCGAGACUGCGAGCGCAGCGCAAGAGGAAGAGGAGCGGCCAUUGACCGAGGCAGAGCUCAGGGACAAGCGCGCGAGACGAUUCGACCCAUCGUACUUCUCUGUGGACGACUCCGCAUCGCACUCGAGCUCGAGUAGCUCGGCUUCAGGUCCAAAUCUGGAGAAGAUGGACGAGUUGAUGGGCUUGGCUGCCGAGAAUGGAACGACGACAGGACUCAAAGGGAAGGAAAAUGGGAAUGCAAUGGACGAAGCGGAGGGCAAUCUUCCCUGGUCAACGGCGUCGGGGACAGAGAAGGGGAAAGCUAGGGAGAUUGAGCAUUCAGAAGGCGAGGUCGCGGGAUCCUCUAGCACGCUAGCCAGCCAGCCUGAAGGAACGAAAGUCCCCUCCGAAAUUGGGAUAUUUGAGGGCGAGGUAGCACCGUCGAAUGGUAACGGGCCUGGAGCUGGCCAUGAAGCGGAAGGAACGGGGAAGCAUCCGGGAGAAGAGGGGAUAGGAAGGCCUAAUGGAGCGUCGAGCAACGUAAAUGAAGCAGACGCGGAAGAGGACGAGCACAGCAGUGGCGACGACUGGGAGAGUAUCGAUUCGCCCUUGCUCCGAGAGCAAGAAGAGCGAGAGGAAGCGCACGUCGAUAUAAAUGAAGAGGUGGCCGAGCAGGACGAUGCAGUCGAGGAUCGAGGAGCAGAGGUGGGCGAGGGUCUCGAGCUCGACCUGUGGCCAGAGGAAGAGGCUCUCGACGGUGGCGAGCGCUUCCAAGACGAAGACGACCUUGACGGUGUCAUGGAGGCCAUCGGGAUGCGAGGCCCGGUCGUCAAUCUGAUGGCCAAUAUGGCCAUGAUGUUUGUCCUCUGCAGCAUGGUCCUAACAUUUUUUGUCGCCCUGCCCUACCUGAUUGGCAGGCUCUUUGGGACUGGACGCAACAUACCAUUGGCCCUUCAGCUUCCCAUCCGGGCAAUGCGUCUCGUAACGGAUCCCGCCUUCGACGCCGUCAUCGGAUACCUAAGGAACACAAGCCAUAGAGAGGGCUUGCUACAGGGUCUUGGAAAAGGAAAGGUGAUCAGCAGCGCCCUCGACAAGGGACGAUCUCUCUCGGUACCUUGGCCUUUGGCAAUGAUCAAGGCUACUUUCUUGUCGCUCGUCAAGAGGCCCGACGCCUUUGCAGACUCGCUUCUUUCCCUGCGCACAACGGCAGCAUCCUUUCUUCGCUCCCACUUCGUUAUUCUUGCUUCGACAUUGAAUGCGCUCGAACGAAAGACAAAGGGUACUUCGACGGGUGAUCGUGUCUUUUGCGUCGCUCUCGGCCAUAGUUACUGGAUCCUUGGACUGCUGGCCCAAGCCAGAUUAGGGACCAACUUCUACGCAAGGCUGCACAUGCGCUGGCUCAAGAACACCAUCGAUCAGGAAAUCAUCAUGAUCAAGGUUCUCUUUUUCAUCCUCCUCGAGCUCGCCGUCUUUCCAUGGGGAUGCGGUCUUCUCCUUGACUACACUCUCCUGCCCCUGUGGCCCUCGACGACAAUGGCUGAUCGUUGGCAGCAGCUGGUACACGCUCCAGUCUCCAUCUCCUUCACUCAUUGGACCGUCGGCACUCUCUACAUGUUCGCUCUGGCUCAAUUUGUCGCUUCGACGAGGAGCGUGCUGCGACCAGGAGCUCUUUGCUUCGUUCGCGACGCAGGCGACCCCAACUUCCACCCUAUUAAGGAGAUACUCGAACGGAGAAGCACCGAGCAGCUUCGGAGAAUCAGCGUCAGCGCCCUCCUCUACUCAGCAAUUCUCGCUUCGACCCUCGGCGUGGGCAUCAGGCUAAUGAAGUUCACCACUGAUGGUGCCCUGCUUCCCCUGCACUGGCAACCGAUGGAGCCCAUCAGCUCAGUUGGAUUCGAGAUCAUCUUUGUCCUCUUUGGCCUACCCUCGCUGGUCUCAAAGGUGAAGCCCGAGGCCAUCAUGGGCGUAUUGGAGAUCUGGUGGUGGAAGAGCGCAGCAAGACGGCUUCGCCUGUCAGAGUUUCUUCUUGGUAAGGCACGGCCGCAGGAGGAGGGAAGCCACAUCAGGACAACGUGGAGAGCCUGGCUGACUGGUCAAGAAGCAAGGCCGGAGGUGCUGGAGGAAGACGAAGCACCACAAGUCUUCUUUGUCCGCUCAGGUGGUCACGCGCGCGUUCCGGCAGACGACAGGGCCGUCAUGUCGACGCCCAUCAUCGUCCGCGUUGACAGGCAAGGGCAGCCUUUGGACAACCGAGGACACCUGGCGAUCCAAUCGCAGGAGGAAGCGAUUGAGAAGAUGAAGAAGAAAGCGACCUAUCGAGUCGUCUACAUCCCUCCCCACUUUAAGGCGAGAAUCGUUGGCCUCUUUGCCUUGCUGUGGGCAUCCAUCACUGCGCUCGUCCUGGGCUUGUUCUUCGUGCCCCUCGUCGUCGGUCGCCUUUGGUUUGCCACGUCGAGAGCAAUGGCAUGGAGGACCGAUGGGCCCGUACACGAUGGUCUGGCCUAUGUUGUGGGCGCGACUGUCAUCUGCGUCGUCUACCGCAUUGCGAUCAAAGGCUUCCUCCUUUGGAGAAAGGUACGGAAAUUACGGCACCGAACAAAGACAGCAGCGAUUCUCUCCCGUUUGGUCAAGGUAUCCAAGAGGCAAGCGAAGCGGAUCUGGCUGAUUUUUGCGUUUGGCGUGAUCACGCCGGCCAUCUUGGGCCUGACGACAGUCCUCUACGUCAACGUCUUGAUUCGCUAUCCGCUACUGACGAGGAUACAGUCGUUGUGGUCGUUGUCGUUGCUUUCCUCCGAUACCCUGCCCGACCUUUCGCUGCUUCACGCGUGGUCGUUUGGUCUUGUGGCGCAAGAGCUGCUCGUGGACCUUGUCUCCAGCCGCCAGCGCACACGACAGCAUCGUGACAUCGACUGGUCGAAGAUUCCGUCCGGAGCCACAGCCCUCUAUGCGAUUCUCGAAUUGCGCCGCGAGACCGUCUGGCGGAAUCACAAGCUUCCCGUCGGUGAGCUGACCCGACGGGGACUCCUGCCGACCGUAGCAUUCUACCUCGAGCUGCUGCUAGUGCCGACGGCACUGCUGUUCGUUACCGAGGGAAUCAUGCAAUAUUCGACCGUGGUGGGAAGCCCAUCCAGCCGCGGCCGGGAGCUGACACAGCACUUUUUAUACCUGAUCAACCUGCUCUGGAUGUUCCUCUCGCUCUUCCGUGAGACAAUCCAGCGCCGGCUCGAUCUUUGGACCAGUCUCAUCAAGGACGAGGUCUUUCUGGUCAGCACGGAGCUCAAGAACUACAGCGAAGCGAAUCAUCUACGCGGGGAAAGAGAGGGAGAAGGAGAGGGGGAGGAAGGGCAUGGGAGAGAGGCCAACGGGCCCAUACCCGAGGCGCUGCUGAGAGGAAGAGGCGGCGCUCCUGCAUAGACAGCUUCCUUUUCAAAGCAAUUGCUACCCUGUACUGUACGAUAAGAUGCCAAGGUCGACAAGUCUUGCCAUUCCCUUUUAUUCAAUGCAUACAACUGACCGC
Molecule: messenger RNA, 4910 nt
Organism: Acaromyces ingoldii
Lineage: Eukaryota; Fungi; Basidiomycota; Exobasidiomycetes; Exobasidiales; Cryptobasidiaceae
Exons: 3
Coding region: 251-4807 (1518 amino acids)
Cellular component (GO): endoplasmic reticulum membrane
Molecular function (GO): zinc ion binding
Source: RefSeq, a predicted model, not a curated record